AUGGCCAAACGAAAGAGUCAACGAAAGCCGAUUGUGCGCAAACUGAUUGAGCCGUUUGCCACGGAGUUUGACUGUCCAUACUGUGGUCGGGCCAAGUCGUGUCACGUGAAUUUGGACAGGAGUUGCAAUACGGGUCGUAUUGAGUGCCAGAAGUGUUUCAUAUGGUUUCAGAUGACCACCACUUAUCUCACGGCACCCAUCGAUGUCUACAUGGAAUGGAUGGACGCCUUCGAGGAAUCCGAAGGCUAUUUGGAGUAG
This is a messenger RNA of Medioppia subpectinata, 258 nucleotides long. NCBI's taxonomy places the organism in Eukaryota, Metazoa, Arthropoda, Arachnida, Sarcoptiformes, Oppiidae. The record is from the annotation of a GenBank genome assembly.